Molecule: messenger RNA, 1295 nt
Organism: Ornithodoros turicata
Lineage: Eukaryota; Metazoa; Arthropoda; Arachnida; Ixodida; Argasidae
Exons: 7
Coding region: 313-990 (225 amino acids)
Source: RefSeq, a predicted model, not a curated record
GAAGGGUACAUCGGGCAGCGCAGUUCCAGAAGCCGUGAGGUUGGUCCUGUGUAAGGCGCUUUCGGCGCGCGCGCCGUAGAAAGAGACGGAAGAGAUUCUUCUGGAACCAACCAGAAGCCGCGCGCGCCCACGAGCGCGUCCCAGGGCAGGGCCCAGGGCCUCCUCUCCGGGCGACCUUGACGAUGGAGCGCGCGCGCGGACAACCCCUUGGUUACUGAGAAAGUCUCGAACGGUGUGGAGGUCACUGUGUGCCAACUACCGCGCGGCAUAGAGAAUGGGACAACCCAAACCCACGUCUUUCGCCUUCCUCAGAUGCAAAACUCUGUCAAAUACCGCUUUCGCAAGGACGACGGCUUGACCGGAGAUAACGGUGGACAAUACAUGGAGUAUUAUAUUACGCCAGGAGAGGUAGAUUUCUACCAGCGAGAAUCCGACAACAAUCCUACUCCACUGACAUGCGAAACUAUCAACAUAAAGGCACCGACGGUGCUGCAGAUGAACGUGAAGGACGAUGGAAAAAUGGAGGUGUCCUGCAAUGGAGGAACCGCGACACCUAUAAAUAAGGACAACUUUGGCAGUGAGUUUGUCCUUCAGAGGAUAGACCAAAAGUUUGAUUCUAUGACGGUCAUGGAGAUCCACGUCACUUACAAAAGUGACAGAAACAAGGUCUUCAACACGAGCGCGGACUUCCAGAUGCUUGACUUUCCGCUCUCUCCUGGAGCAUACGUCGUCUGGGAGGGCGACGCCUCGGGAACAUUCACGGUCAAGUUCAAGGACACUCAAAUCUACAGCGCCACGAAGAACGCAUCGAGUCUGCGAAUAGUGAUGAAGAUGUUCAUCAAUAGUAUCCUCAUAGGACUGGACAGCGAGAAGUUGACGUGCGUAGCCAACCCCAAGACUACAGGGGCGGCGACUAACACCAAGCACCCACUCGUCCUGUCAGGUGGAUUCCACCUGACCAACUUCAUCAUGCAAACCGGUAGCCGCUGAGGAAAACGAAGGGCAAGGACAUUCGAGGGCGUAGCCAGGGAUACGUGCAGUCCUCGUGCAUUCCGUACCCUCUGGACAUGUGCCACAUCUCCCAAGAGGUCCCUUACCACGCCUUCUCCCUUUAUAAGCUUAUGUGUUUGCUUUUUGUAACAACCUCUUGUCUGCACGCUUGUCGAAGGGGUGACGGGGAAAGGAAGAGUGAAGAAUGCUGAUCAAGAAAAAUAACAAGGGGGGCCUUUUGGUACGCGUGACACGUGCACGUGUGUUUUGUGUGUUAAUAAAAUGAUUUGGUAGAAGCAUCCUAA